Messenger RNA from Trichoderma breve, 4590 nucleotides. RefSeq names its product MIF4G domain-containing protein. The coding region runs from base 1 to 4590 and encodes 1529 amino acids. The transcript is spliced from 6 exons. Gene Ontology annotation, cellular component: eukaryotic translation initiation factor 4F complex. Gene Ontology annotation, molecular function: mRNA binding; protein binding; translation initiation factor activity. NCBI's taxonomy places the organism in Eukaryota, Fungi, Ascomycota, Sordariomycetes, Hypocreales, Hypocreaceae. The record is from RefSeq and is a predicted model, not a curated record.
AUGACGUCGCCUGCGAACCAGCAGACUCCGAUCCCGGCGACCACCACCAACGCUCCUACGGCAACUUCAUAUGCCUCCGCAGCAGGUGCGCCAAAGAAGUCCGCUCAGGCGCCUGUAGUUGCGCCCACCUCCAACGCCCCCCUGGUGGUUGGCUCCUCUGCCCAGACGGCACAGAAUGCCAAGGCGGCCUCAUCGCCUUCUCCAGUAAACGGCAAACAGCCCGUUCCUCCCGCAGUCCCGGCCGUCGCCCGUGGCUCUUUCAACGGCUCCGGCCCCGAUCACCUUCGAAAAGGCUCCGUCACCAUGGCUGCCAACGGCCCUAGCGGCUACGUCGCCAAUGGUGGCUCCAUUGGCGGUGCCAAGUCUGGCAUCCAGUUUGGCUACGACUCGCCCGCCAUGGGACACAGCACUCCUCACGUCGGCCACUCUGCUCCCAUCCCGGUCCCCGAUGCGAACAACAACCACCGAGUGCCCUCCCCCGCCCACUCUCCUGCUCCUAUCCCGCAGCCCUCUGCUAGCGGUGGCCGACCUCCGUCUAGCCUGCAGCAGCCAACGAACCAAAUGACCUUUGGCAGCCUUGGUAGCGACGGUGAUCGCCAUAUGAGACAAGGCUCUGUGCCUCCCAACUCGACCCUGGGAAAUCAGGGCACACACUUCCGCCGCGAGUCGAGCCAUUCCGUCCAGAGCGACAGCAGCCGUGGCAACUUUGGCCCUCAGAACAACCGACCGAACAGAGGCUCCUUCAACCCCCAUGCCACUCAGUUCAACAACCAGAUGGGAUUCCCUCCCAACAACCAGUUCCGACCUCCGGGCCAAAACCGCGGCAUGCCUCCUCCUUUCCAGCCCGGCAUGACUCGACCCUACCCGAACUCGCCUCAACCUGCUCGGAGCCCUGCUCUCGCAACCCUCAACCCUUCGCUCCCCGGCACGCCGAAUAUGCCUCCCGCGACGAUGCAGCCCAACAUGGCCAUGCAGAAUCCCCCCGCAUAUCACUAUCCGCCACCGAUGGCAGCUCCUCAUCAGCAACAAGUACAGUACCCCUUUCCUGCAGUAGCAACCAAAGUGAAUUUAAAGCCCAGUAUCAAAAAGAUAAAGGGUCGUCGUGAGCGCGACGGGCCUCUUCAAACGGGACGCCCCUUGAAUUCCGCGCGCGAACCAUGUACCAGCGAUGUUUUGCAGCAGCCGCAACAGCAACCGCAACAGCAGCAGCAGCAGAAUCAACAUCGUAUGAACAACAUGCGUCCGGUUUCUAGUGGAAUUCCAAAGGACUGCCCUCCUCCCUCUGUCCCCCUUGUCAACCCCCCAAGCCAUCCAGCUUCGCUUGACCUUUCUCCUGAAAACGGAGGUUUUGAACUCUGGCUAACAUGGAAGAAUCAGACUUUCGGUUUCCCCCCGCAGCAGUUUGGCCAGCCCAUGCCGUACUACCCCGGCGGGAUGCCAUACAUGGCUCCUCAGCCCAACACCCAAGCUUACAACCAGCAGUUUGCCCCCCCUACUUACCACCAGCAGAGCCACAGCAUGUCCCGAUCGCCCUCGCAGCCUGAGCGACCGCCAAAGCCCAACAGCUUUAUCAAGCCCAGGAAGAGUGCCGCGGUUCAAAUUAAGAAUCUUGCUGGCGAGGUUGUCGAUACUUCAACUUUCAAGCAGCCGGCUUCUCCCGUGCCCAGCACUCACCAGACCAAGACUCCUCCCGUCGUCGCAACAUCCACUCCUCCCCAGCAGAAGCUCGACACGCCCACUCACACCCGCACAGACAGCCAAUCGCCGUCAAAGACAGCUAAGGAGAUCCAGGACGAGUUGAAGGCCAAGAUCCAGGCUGAGAUCAAAGCCGCUGCUGCUAAGGCCGCCGCCGGUAAUGAUACCAAGCCCAAGGAAGAGGAGAAGAAGGAAGUGGUAGAGGAGCCAAAGGCCGAAGUCAAGCCAGAGGUCAAGCCAGAGGUCAAGGCCCAGCCCGAGGCAGCACCCGAAGUCAAGCCCGAGGAGAAGAAGGUAGAGCCUGCCGAAACCAAGGUGGAGGCUAACCCUGAGGCUAAGCCCGAGCCUCAACCGGAGGCUCCCGCCAAGGUCGAGACGCCAGCCCCUGAGAAGCCUGCCGAGGCUGCCAAGACUGAGGAGGCCCCGAAAGCAGAGGAGCCGGCCAAGACUGCCGAGGAGACUGCUGAUGAAGAGCUUGAGCGAAUCAUCCGGGAGAUGGAGGAAGCGGACGCCAAGCGUGAGGCAGAGGAAGAAGAGCGCCGUAAGAAGAGGGAUGCUGAGAAGGCCGCUGCUAAGGCCGCUGAGGAAGCCAACAAAAAGUCCAAUGCCGAAGAAGCGGACCGCAAGCUGCGCGAGCAGGAACGCGAGAUGGAGAGACUCGAAGAAGAGAAGGAGAAGCGACGAGAAGCCGCCGAGUCCUCUGGAAAGUCUCUCUCCGUUGCUGAAGCCCUUGCUCAGAUGCGUACUGGUGGUGAUGACCAGGGCAAGAAGGACGAGUCUGCUGAGUCUGUUGCUGAUAAGCUCGCCGACAUGAGCAUUGGCGACAAGUCUGCCGAUGCUGCCGGCCAAAAGGAAAAGCGAGUCGCCAAGCCCGCCGCUCUCAACCUGGCCCCUAUCAAGACCAGCGCCGUGGAGCCACCUCAGCCCAGUGCUGCUCUCCAGUCUCUGAAGUCGGCUCGUUUCCUCCAGGUUAUGGAUCAAGACAUUUACCCCGAGGGUAUCAAGUCUCCUAACCCGGCCCUCAAUGCCGCCGUUGCGAAGAAGGGCAAGACAUUCAAAUACGACGCUGCCUUCUUGCUCCAGUUCCAGAAGGUCUUCACUGAGCAGCCUUCGCUUCAGUUCGGCCAGCAAAUUAAGCAGCUGAUUGGUGAUGGUGAUGGCAACCGAUCUGCAUCGCGGGGCCAGACCCCCAGCUCUGCCAGGCAAGGAUCUCGUGGUGGAGGCGGUUUCCCCGGCGGCACGUUUGGCGUUCCCACUGGACGCACUCUGCCUCCAGGAACCACAUCUGCCGACCGCAUGGCCAUUGCCAGUGGCACUCUGCCGCGGCCCCAGGUCAACCCGAUGGCGUCUUUCCAGCGUCCCGGCACUGCUUUCCCUGGAUCCUCUUCCAUGUCUCGCACUUCUUCCCAGAACAUGCGCAACAUGCCCAACUCUCCGCGCCAGUCCAGCAGAUCCACUCGUGGUAGCCGACGCAACGACAUUGCUGCUAAGGAAGCCCAGGCUGCUAAGACCAUGCCUCUUACUGCCGGCAUGGAGGUCAAGCCCAUUACCAUUUCGGCUACUGGCUGGAAGGCUUCCUCCCUUGGCAAGGCUCCUACCGCCGCUCCUGUGCCUGGCUCUGGCCAGCUCCUGGACCCUGAGACGGUUCAGCGAAAGGUCAAGGCUGCUCUCAACAAGAUGACGCCAGAGAAGUUUGACCGCAUUGCGGACCAGAUCCUCCUCAUUGCUUCACAGUCAAAGGAUGAAUCUGAUGGACGCACGCUGCGCCAAGUCAUCCAGCUCACCUUUGAGAAGGCCACCGACGAAGCUCACUGGGCUUCCAUGUACGCCAAGUUCUGCAAGCGCAUGCUUGAGACUAUGAGCCCUGAUAUUCGCGAUGAGAACAUCAAGGACAAGAAUGGCAACGUCGUCAGCGGUGGUAACCUCUUCCGCAAGUAUCUCUUGAACCGAUGCCAGGAGGAAUUCGAGCGUGGCUGGACAUCCAACCUGCCCGAGGCCCCUGAAGAGGACGCCGACAAGAAGACUGGAGAGGCUGCUAUGCUGUCUGAUGAGUACUACGCCGCCGCCGCCGCCAAGCGACGAGGCCUUGGUCUCGUUCAGUUCAUUGGAGAGCUGUUCAAGCUGGGCAUGCUUACUGAGCGUAUCAUGCACGAGUGUGUACACAAGCUCGUCGAUUAUAAGGGAAUUCCCGACGAGGCCGAGAUCGAGUCACUUUGCAAGCUGCUCCGCACUAUUGGUGCCAACCUCGACGAGACCGACAAGGGCCGUCCUAUGAUGGACAUUUACUUCCAGCGUAUUCAGGGAAUGGCUGAUCUACCCGAGCUACAGAGCCGUAUGAAGUUCAUGCUCAUGGAUGUCAUUGAUCUCCGAAGAGCCCGCUGGGUGUCCAAGGAGGCCAACAAGGGCCCCAAGACCUUGGACGAGGUUCGCGCGGAGGCCGAAGCUGCACAAGCCGCCAAGGCUCAGGAAGCGGCACGAACCACCCAGAGAGGUGGCCCUGGAGGCCGACCUCCUGUUGGCCGUGGCGAUGCUCGAAACUUCUCUGGAAACUUCAGCCAGCCCGUCAGCAACCAAGUUGGCAUGGACGACCUCAGACGUCUGAAGGGCUCAUCUGUCAACCGAACCUCAAGCUCAAAUGUCACCCUGGGCCCCGCAUCUAUGCUGUCCUCUCGUAGCAACAGCGGACGCCGAUUUGGACCAGGUGGCGCUCUUGGUCGUCCUGGCGAUGACUCCAACAGCUCGUCCCGCGCUGGAACUCCUGGCCCAACAAGCUCUAAUGCUUUCAGCUUGCUAGCCACUAUGGAUAAUGACCACCCGGCCUCCCCUCCGUCUGCUGGACCCUCGCCUCUCAUGUCAAAGGCAGUCCCUGCUAGCGACAAGAAGGACAAUGAAUAA